AGUUGAAUAAACGCGCUCCUCCAGAACGUAACUGUGACUUUUCAGCGGUCAAAAAUUUCUGUCAAAGGUGUGCUUACUUGACUCUCACUUGUAGCGUUCCAUUUAGCCUGACAUUUCAAUUAGUCAGAUGAACCUUCAGAAAUAAUUCAGUUUUAUUUCUGAAAAGUUUAUUAAUAAUUCCGCCAAAAACUGUUAAAUGUGACUUGAAGGGACUCUUGUGUUCUUGGGAGUGAGAAAAGUGACGAGAAGAUAGAAAAACGAUUAUAGACAACCCCCCCUUUUCGAUAAAUCUAAAACUCAUACCCGCUAUCAAUCACGUGAGUGACAUCAACAAUAGCACCCAGUGAAUCCAAUUAGAUUUAUUAUUGAAAAGGUUUUAAGCACCGAGUGAAUUCAAUUUAAUUUCAUUCAAAUUGGAAAUUUAUAUGAUAUUCAGGGGAAUCAAUUAACAAAAUUAGCAUCAAACUGGGCACUCAUGGAACACCAAGACGUCGCGGAGACGGAUCCCACGAGUCUCCUGUGAAGAAUUUCAGCCUCGGAGAUGUCAAGCAACUCCUCACGGGCAUGCACACAUCAGAAAGUGUAACAGAUUCUUGCCGUGAGGCAUCAGGUGGCAAUGUUACGCGAUCUCCAGGCUCCCACCUCUUGCUUCAUCAGAAUACAUCAAACACAGUAACAUCUGUGACAAAUAGCAACCACAAAGUAACUACAUCGUCCGUAUCAGCAACCCCAAACCCACUGGGAACAGCCGGAAGCCAUCGAGAGUGUGCUGGAUGCAGCAAAGUGAUCACAGAACGCUUUCUACUGCGAGCUCUGGAUCUCUUCUGGCACGAAGAUUGCCUCAAGUGCGGUUGCUGCGACUGUCGCCUUGGCGAAGUCGGUUCAACCCUCUACACCAAAGCAAAUUUAAUUCUCUGCAAAAGGGACUAUCUCAGACUCUUCGGAACAACAGGCUACUGUGCAGCCUGCAACAAAGUCAUUCCCGCCUUCGAAAUGGUAAUGCGCGCCAAAAGUAAUGUCUACCACUUGGAGUGUUUUGCGUGUCAACAAUGUAAUCACAGAUUUUGCGUUGGUGAUAGGUUCUAUCUAUGUGAUAAUAAGAUUCUCUGCGAAUAUGACUACGAGGAGAGGCUCGUAUUCGCCAAUAUGGCCUACAAUCCAUCGAGUUUGGCGCACAUUCGAAGGCAAGUUUGUAAUUUACAGCCUGCCGGAGACAGUAUAGGCAAUUGUGGGACUCACGCAGGAAGCCUCGUGACACCACCAAUGCCAGCCACAGUAGAGCCUGGAGUUGCCACGGUGGCUGGAGCUUCUGGAGCAUCAACAGCACGUGCUCCAUGCUUUGGGGACAAAUUGCAACUUCCGGCACCACCGGCAGCUGCUGCAACCAGUAACAUGGGCCCCCCACGGGAUGAUGGCUCCAGUGGCUACGGAAGUCCAGAUUCGGAGACCUUUGAGUCACCCCAGACAACACAAUGACGGCGCUUAUGAAUUUAAGUGACGAGCAGAUGGAUGAUCCAUCGAAAAUCCCCAUAAUUUCGUGGUGUUAUGUGUAAUGUGUGUUAUGGGACCAAUCUUCUGGUCUUUCUGUCCCCAAAAAAAAAAUGGUCCAUGGUUGUGCUCUCCAGAUAAAGAAUGGAUGAAUGCAAGAGACUCUACACCACUUACAACAUUUGUUUUCCAGAAAACCACUUGAAUCUUUGUAAAAAAGGCGAUAUCGAAAGUGUUUUCGAAAAUGCAAAAUUCGAUAUCGAAAACCGAAAGUCCAUGAUUCGAUACCGAAAAACCAAAGAUCUCGAAAUUUUCGAUAUUCAUUUUCGAAAUAGUUUUUUUUGCAGAAUUCACUUAGAAAGUAUAAACAAAUCAGAGAAGAAGCCUACAAUUCCAUUUUCCGCAAUUCUAAUAAACUCUAACCUAAUUUAUUUUUCCGAAAGCAAGAAUUUUCUUCCUUCAAAUUGAAUCAGAAAAUUAAAUUCCUGGAGCAUUAACAAGAGAACCUUCCAAAGAUCAACUAAAAUACAACUUAGUGUUUAAAAAAAAAAAUCGCGAAACACCCUCUUCACCUGAGACAACGAACAAAUGGGCGUUUUCUCUCGCGAAAUACUCGUCACACGUUCCUAAAUUGAUAAGAUAGUCAUAAUAUAGUUUCCUUAAUGACAUUUUCAUCCCCAUUAUUGAGUUUCCUCGUAUUUCUUUUUCUUUUUUUUUUUGUGUAAAAAAGACUGCAAGUGUGAAUGGAUAAACUUCUAUUAGGCAAAUAAUGUAUACGAAUGUAAAAUGUAUCAUUGGUGAAAGAGUUUUCCCACUCCCCUUUUUCUCUGUUUCAUUUGAGAUAUUUCAUUAUUAUUGAAAAAAAAUCGCAUUAAAAUAAAGAAAAAAAGAGAUGAAAUUUAAAAUCUGUGAUUGUAAUUAAAAUUGUGAGAAAAGAAAUGAAGAUAUUGAGAAAAAAAAACCCUGUUAUUCUUCCCAAUAAAAUAAUGAUUGUAAAUAUAAAUUUAAAAAAAAAUAUCUAAUUGAAUAAUAUUGAAUGGAAAUAUUAAUUUUUGUUCCUCAAAAAAAAAAAUCUACGAUGACAACCUUUUCUAAUCAACAGUAUAGAAAUCCAAUGGGCAAUUCUCAUGAAAAGUUCGAAAGUCAAAUUUCGAAUUCGAAAGUUAUUCCUGAAUCCCUUUAAUUUCGAAAGAAAUGGCGCUGGCGCACCUUUUCAAUUUAGAAAAAUUCAAUCGAUUGAAAUUUUACCUCUUACUCUUUCAAACUAAAAUAAGAUUAUAUUUAUCUCUUUCUGUCAAAUGAAAUUUUCAAAUUUCAUUUGACAGAAAGACAUAAACAUAACUUAUUUUAGUUUGAAAGAGUAAGAGGUAAAAUUUCAAUCGAUUGAAUUUUCUUAAGUUGAAAAAGUUCGAAAUUGAAAUUGCGUUCGAAAUUCUAAAAUAGCCUAGGUCUCAACUAUUUUUCGAACAUUAGAUGUUCUUGGUACGCAACAGACGGCACUCAAUAAACAAUAAUUCCACUUUUUCGAUAUUUUCUUAUUUAUUAUUUACACUUUUCAUACCUAGAAAUCCAUUCCUUGCUUUUAUACUUCUUUACAUGAAAUUUUCGAAAAUUUGAUAUUUCGAAUGAAAGUGUACUCUUUAUUUAACAUUCUCUCUAAUUCCUUUUAAAAAUCAUUUGAAUGCAAAAGAUCGAAAUCCACUGUGUACAUUCAUUUGAUUUUCACUUCGAAAAAUAUAUUGUCCUUAAAAUUAUUUCGAAAUUAUUUCGAAUUUUUUUUGAUAAACAUCAAUCGGUGUAUACAUUUUUCCUAACUCCUGAAAUAUUGUCAUUUUGAUAAGAUUUAUUUUGCUUGUCUAUAACAAGCAAAAUUAAUUCAAAGCGUAAGUCAUUGUGGAAAGAAAAAUCAUUUGGCCGAGAAACGUUUUUGCAACCUUAGAACUGCUUCACAAAAACCGAAGGAGACGUAAGAAUGUUUUAAAAAUGCACCGAAACUUUUCUAUAGCCUAAAAUUUCAUCGAAAAAAACACAGAAACGGUAAUAGAAACACGAAAGCGCAUUUAAAACGAACGGAAAUAUACUGAAACUAACUGAAAAGUAUUCAAAAUUACGGAAACUUUUCUAGACUCUCACAGGUGCAUACAAUAAAUUUUGAAACCUUGCUAGAAACGCGGAACGGCUACUAGGAACGCGGAACCGCAUUUAAAAUUCACCGGUAACGUUUCUAGUACUGAAACUACAGAAAUGCAUCCAAAAAAAUUACGAAAAUGUUUCUGGAAAAUUUACAGAAAUGUUUCUAGGAUCACAGAAACGAAUCCAGGAAUUACGAAAAUGCAUCUAUAUUUGCAGAAAAGCAUUCAAAAACACGGAAAUGCUUCUUGAAUGACAUAAAUGUAUCAAAAAGUUACAGAAACGUUUGUAGAAGCACAGAAUCUAAUCCGAAAAAUCCGAAAAUAUUUCUAGAAUGACAGAAACAAAUCCAGGAAUCGCAGAAACGUUUCUAGAAUCGCCAAAAUAGUUUUCUAGAACUACAAAAACGUAUAAAAAUUACAGAAACGUUUCUAGAAGAACAGAAUCGUAUUCGAAUGGAUUGGAAAUUUUUCUACAGUCACAGAAACGAACCUAAGAAUUAAACAAACGCUUCUAGAAUCGCAGAAACACAUCUUAUGCCACGGAAACGUUUCUAGACUUUCAGAAACGCAUCAAAUAACACAAAAAUGUUUCUAGAAUCACAGAAGGAUAUUAAACAGUUUAAGAAACUGUUUCUAGAGGGACAGAAUCACAUCCGAACAGCUCGGAAAUUUUUCUACAAUCACACUAACGAAUGCAAGAAUUACAGAAACGUUUUUAGAAUCGCAGAAACACAUCUUGUGAGACGGAGACGUUUCUAGACUUCCAGAAACGCAUUAGAAAGCACUGAAAAGUUUCUAGAAUCACAGAAGGAUACAAAAAGUUGAAGAAACUGUUUCUCUAAGCACAGAAUCUCAUCCGAACAGCUCGGAAAUGUUUCUACAAUCACAGAAACGAAUCCAAGAAUAUAGAAAACGUUUCUAGAAUCGCAGAAACACAUCUUGUAACACAGAGACGUUUAUAUACUACCAAAAACGCACCAUAAAACACAGAAUUGUUUCUAGAAACACGAAAUGACAUCAAAAAGUUGAAGAAACUGUUUCUAUAAGCACAGAAUCGCAUCUGAACAACUCGGAAAUGUUUCUACAAUCACAGAAAUGAAUAAAAGAAUUACAGAAACGUUCGUAUUAUCGCAGAAAUGCAACACAGAAGACAGAAAUGUUUCUAGAAUGAGAGAAGGGUACCAAAAAGUUGAAGAUACUGUUUCUAAAAACAUAAAAUCACAUCCGAACAGUCCGGAAAUGUUUCAACAGGUUCAACAGUCGUAGAAACUAAUGUAAAAAUUACAUAAACGUUUCAAUAUUUGCAGAAACACAUUUAAAAAAAAGGGUAACGCAAUAAAAAGUUAGAUAUUGUUACUAGAAUUACAGAAUCGUAUCCGAAAAGCUCAGAAAUGUUAGAAUAACAGAAACAAAUCCAAGAAUUACUGAAACAUUUCCAAAAAAUAGCAGAAACAUAUCUUAUAACACGGUAAUAUUUCUAGACUGACAGAAACGUAUCAAAAAAAAAAGUUUCAGAAAUAUUUCUAGGAGUGCAAAAUCGUAUCCCCGAACAACUCGAAAAUGUUUCUAGAACCACAGAAACAAAUGUAGAGUUACAGAACAGUUUCUACAGUUGGAGAAACGCAUCCAAAAACACGGAAAUGCUUCUAAAAUGACAGAAACGUAUAAAAAAUUUACAUAAACGUUUCUAGAAUCACAGGAUCGUAUCCAAACAACUCCGAAAUGUUUCUAGAACAACAGAAAUGUAUCCAGGAAUUGCUAAAACGUUUCUCGAUUUUCAGAAACGUAUCCGAAACAUGGAAAUGUUUCUAGGUUGCCAGAAACGUAAGAAAAAAAUACAGAAAUGUUUCUGGAAACACAGAAACGAAUCCAAAAACACGGAAAUGCUUCUAAAAUGACAGAAACGCAACAAAAAAAUUUACAUAAACGUUUCUAGAAUCACAGGAUCGUAUCCGAACAACUCGAUAAUGUUUCUAAAACCACAGAAAUGAAUCCAGGAAUUGCGGAAACGUUAAUCGAUCUUCAGAAACGCAUCAAAAACACGGAAAUGCUUCUAGAAUGACAGACACGUAUGAAAAAGUUACAGAAACGUUUCUAGAAACAGAGAAAUGAAUCCAAGAAAUUCGAAAAUAUUUCUAAUUUAGAGAAACAAAUUCAAAAACACGGAAAUGCUUCUAAAAUGACAUAAAAGUAUAAAAAAUUUACAUAAACGUUUCUAGAAUCACAGGAUCGUAUCUAAACAACUCCGAAAUGUUUCUAGAACAACAGAAAUGUAUCCAGGAAUUGCUAAAACGUUUCUCGAUUUUCAUAAACGUAUCCGAAACAUGGAAAUGUUUCUAGGUUGCCAGAAACGUAAGAAAAAGAUACAGAAAUGUUUCUGGAAACACAGAAACGAAUCCAAAAACACGGAAAUGCUUUUAAAAUGACAUAAACUCAUCAAAAAGUUACAUAAACUUUUGUUGAAUCACAGAAUCGUAUUAGAACAACUCGGAAAUGUUUCUAGAAUCACAGAAAUGUAUCCAGGAAUUGCGGAAACAUUUCUCGAUCUUCAGAAACGCAUCCGAAACAUGGAAAUGUUACUAGGAUGACAGAAGCGUAUCAAAAGGUUACAGAAACGUUUCUAGAAACACAAAAACGAAUCCAAAAACACAGAAAUGCUUCUAAAAUGACAGAAACGCAACAAAAAGUUACAUAAACUUUUCUAGAAUCACAGAAUCGCAUCCGAACUCGGAAAUGUUUCUAGAACCACACAGAAAUGUAUCCAGGAAUUGCAAAAAUGUUUCUCGAUCUUCAGAGACUCAUCCAAAACAUGGAAAUGUUUCUAGGAUGACGAGGAUGACAGAAACGUAAGAAAAAGUUGCAUAAACGUUUCUGGAAACACAGAAACGAAUCUAAGAAAUUUGGAAAUAUUUCUUCUAAAUUUAGAGAAACAAAUCCAAAAACAAGGAAAUGCUUCUAAAAUGACAGAAACGCAUCAAAAACUUUAAUAAACGUUUCUAAAAUCACAGAAUCGUAUCCAAACAACUCGGAAAUGUUUCAAAAACCACAGAAAUGUAUCCGAAUUGCGGAGACAUUUCUCGAUCUUCAGAAACGCAACCGAAACAUGGAAAUGUUUCUAGAAUGACAGAUACGUAUGAAAAAGUUGCAGUAACGUUUCCAAAAGCACAGAAUUGCAACCGAACAACCCAGAAAUGUUUCUAGAUACACAGAAAUGCAUCCAAAAAUACGGAAAUGCUUCAAGAAUUGUAAAGAAUCUCACCCAAAAAAAAACACAGAAACGCUGCUGGAAAUGUGGAAACGCAAUUAAAACAGACAAAAAUUUUUUUUGAAAAGCACAGAAACGAAUGAAAAACUUGCAAAAAUGAUUCUUGAAACAAGAAAACGCUUCUAGAAACACAGAAACGUGUAUGCAGCUAUCUACAGAGAAAAAAAUCUAGUUCUUGUUCUUCAAUCACAGAAAGGCAAUUUUUAUAUCAUUGGAGACCAAAAAUGUUGAAAAUAUGUUUCAGGAAAUGAAAAUGAGAAUGUAUUUUUUUUUCUUUUAUGCAUAACCCCUUAAGUGAGCAACUUUUGAACUGUUGCUUUUCUGAUUCUGUAUUACUGUCUUGAGCCUACUUCUCUUGGAAAUUAUAUUUUUCUUAUUUUUUCGAUAUUUUUGUCAAUGACCUCUAAUUAUCCUUUUUAGGUUUUCAAGGUCAGAGGUAAAAAAACUCAAAAAUUUGACUUUUGAAUGAAUUAUUUGUCUUCCCAGCUUUUCUUGAGAAUUGUUCCCAAGACAAAAAGAAGAAAGAGCAAAAAGUUAAUGAAGUAUUGUAGCAAAAAUAAUUCCACAUUGAUCUUUUGUCCUGUUCAAAGCAUAAAUCCCAGAAAUCCAUUAAGAAAUAUGUUAAAUGUAAUAUGUAAGAGAAUGUACUCAAGAUUUCCCCACAAAUUACCCCCGAAUGUGGCACUCCCUGACAAAUCUCACAAAGAUCAUGUGGAAAGGAAUAGAGUAAAGGAUGAGAGCAGGAGAUGGACAAAAAGAUGUAAAUAUUUAUGAUUAUACUGGAUGAAAACUUA
Phlebotomus papatasi is the source of this 7679-nucleotide messenger RNA. Its product is annotated as LIM/homeobox protein Lhx3-like. NCBI's taxonomy places the organism in Eukaryota, Metazoa, Arthropoda, Insecta, Diptera, Psychodidae. Gene Ontology annotation, biological process: positive regulation of transcription by RNA polymerase II. The record is from RefSeq and is a predicted model, not a curated record. The transcript is spliced from 6 exons. Gene Ontology annotation, molecular function: transcription coactivator activity; DNA-binding transcription factor binding. The coding region runs from base 565 to 1476 and encodes 303 amino acids. Gene Ontology annotation, cellular component: nucleus.